This is a messenger RNA of Cydia splendana, 4435 nucleotides long. RefSeq names its product histone deacetylase 4 (gene HDAC4). NCBI's taxonomy places the organism in Eukaryota, Metazoa, Arthropoda, Insecta, Lepidoptera, Tortricidae. The record is from RefSeq and is a predicted model, not a curated record. Gene Ontology annotation, cellular component: histone deacetylase complex. Gene Ontology annotation, molecular function: histone deacetylase activity; transcription factor binding. The coding region runs from base 153 to 2840 and encodes 895 amino acids. The transcript has 20 exons. Gene Ontology annotation, biological process: negative regulation of transcription by RNA polymerase II.
GUUUUUCACGUGGUAAAACUGAAAUGUAAAAGUGCUAACGUGUCCUAGCUGAGAAAAUGGUCAGAGUCCCGUGUGGAAGCCUGGAAUAGUGAUUGUACUUGAUACGUUCCUGGGGCAGAUUUCGGGAGUCCAGCUGGAAGGCUACUUGGAUUAUGGCUGACAAUCCGGGCCACUCCAUACCAAAAACAGAGAUGGCGCACGAGGGCGCCGGCGCGGCGGAGAGCUCCCCGCAGCCGACGCCGUCGCCGCCGCACGCGCCGCGGCUGCCCGCCGCCGAGGCCAGCUUUCAUUCUCAAAUCAUGCAGAAUCAGAGCCCAAGAAAGAACCAUAUAGCGGAGAGAGCGAAACAAACGUUAGAAAAUAGUUUCCUGUUACAACUGAAGAAGCAGCAGCAGCUGCAGCAGGAGAUCCUGCUGCAGCACUUCCAGCAGCAGCGCGCGCAGCUCGCCGAGCAGCACGAGCAACAACUGCGGCACCAUCUCAAGCUGUGGGAGCAGCAGAAGCAGAUGGAGGAGGCGGCGCUGCGGGAGGCGAGGGAAGCGAGGGAGGCGAGAGAGGCGAGGGAGGCGAGGGAGAGGCACGAGAGGGACAGGGUGGAGCUGCUGAGGAAGAGGGACAAGCAUGAGCACAGCGCUAAUGCGUCGUCGCAAGUCAAGCAGAAGCUUCAGGAGUUCUUAAAGAAGAAGCAAGCCGCGGCGAAUGCCAACGGCACCGUUCCUGGAUCUCCUUACAGAAAUUGGGGUAUUGUGAAAUCGUCAUCGGGCGAGUCCAUCACGUCGGCGAGCGCGGCGGCCACGCACCCGUACAGGCUGGCGGCGCCGGCGCUGCCGCUGGCUCUGAACGCCGCCCCGCAGCCCUCGCCCAACGACUUCCCGCUAAGGAAGACUGCGUCCGAGCCCAACAUGCUGAAAGUGCGGCUGAAGGCGCGCGUCAUCGAGCGUCGGGCGUCCCCGCUAGCGCGGCGUCCGCUCAAGACGCGGCCCAAGCAUCGCAAUUGCGACGGCAGUUCGCCGCGUGGCUCACCUACCGGCGCGUGCACGGCCGCGCCAAUCCGCGAAGAGGAGGAACCGAGCACUCGACCAGAGCUACUGUUCUCUUCACCUUCCAUGCCGAAUAUCUCUCUCGGCAGGCCCGCGCCCGCUCCUGUCCCGCAGGUGAUGGUGUCAGUGUCCCUGCCGCCCGUGUGCGAGGCGGAGCCGUACGUGGCGCCGCCGGUGUCGGCGGUGUCGGCGGUGUCGGCGGCGGCGCACACGCGGCCGCCGGCGCGCCCGCUCGGCCGCACGCACAGCGCGCCGCUGCCGCUGGGCGACCCCGCGCUGCAGCACUCGCACACCUACCUGCGCGACCAGAUACGGAAGACGGUGCUGACGCGCGCGCACGACGCGGCGGCGGCGGCGGCGCUGCGCGAGGAGGAGGGCGAGGUCAUCGACCUGACGGCGCGGCGCGCGGCCGCGGCGGCGCCGCUGGCGCGCGCGCUCAGCUCGCCGCUCGUCGGCGCGCGCCCGCCCGCCACCGGCCUCGCCUACGACGCGCUCAUGCUGAAGCACGGAUGUGCGUGUGGUGCGCACGCGCCUCAACACCCCGAGCACGGCGGGCGCCUGCAGUCGGUGUGGGCGCGCCUGUGCGAGACCGGGCUGCUGGCGCGCACGGAGCGCACGAGGCCGCGCAAGGCGACCCUCGAGGAGCUCCAAUCCGUGCACGCGGAGUCCCACGUGGCGCAGUUCGGCGGGCGGCGCGCCGGGGCCGCGGGGCCGCGCCAGCUCGUGCGCCUGGCCUGCGGCGGCCUCGGCGUGGACUCCGACACCGCCUGGUCCGACAUGCACACGGCCCCUGCGGCGCGCAUGGCCGCCGGCGCCGUGCUCGACCUGGCCACCCGGACGGCGAGGGGCGAGCUCCGCAACGGAUUUGCGGUGGUGAGGCCACCGGGUCACCACGCAGAGCCCAACCAGGCGAUGGGCUUCUGUUUCUUCAACUCUGUAGCUGUGGCCGCGCGUCUACUGCACCAGCGGUUGCGACUGCAGAGGAUACUCAUCGUCGACUGGGACGUCCACCACGGCAACGGCACGCAGCAGAUCUUCUACGAGGACCCGCACGUGCUGUACAUCAGCAUCCACCGGCACGACGACGGGAACUUCUUCCCGGGCACCGGCGCCGCCUCCGAGUGCGGCGCGGGCGCCGGGCUCGGCUUCAACGUCAACAUCGCCUGGGCCUCCGGCCUCAGCCCGCCGCUCGGCGACGCCGAGUACUUGGCGGCCUUCCGGUCCAUCGUCAUGCCCAUUGCCAAGGAGUACGACCCCGAGCUGGUGCUGGUGUCGUGCGGGUUCGACGCUGCGGCCGGGCACCCCGCGCCGCUCGGUGGCUACACCGUCAGCGCCGCCUGCUUCGCCAACAUGACGCAGGACCUCAUGCAGCUCGCCAACGGCAAGGUGGUGCUGUCCCUGGAGGGCGGCUACGACCUGCCCGCCAUGUGCGACUGUGCGCAGGAGUGCGUGCGCGCGCUGCUGGGCGACCGCGUGGCGCCGCCCGCCGCACUAGAGCUGGCACGCGUGCCCGCACAGCCCGCGCAGGACACGCUGCGGCACACGCUCGCCAUACAGGCGCCGCACUGGCCCUCGAUAAAACGGUACAGCAGUCUGAUCGGCAUCUCAGCGCUAGAAGCCGCGCCUGCGGUCGCCGCGGCUCGGUUAGGCCGCCUGCAGACGGAGCGCGACGCCGCCGACACCGCCGCCGCCAUGGCCACGCUGUCCAUGCACCACCCGCACGCCGACGCCAAACCCAGUUCGCCAGACUCAUCACGGUCGGUGUCGGAAGAGCCGAUGGAGCAGGACGAGGGCAAGUGAGCCCUGGUGCGUGAACAUGUAUGUACAGUUACUGCUAACAUUCCGCCGCCGGCCCUCGUGACCCUAGCGACCCUAGGGCCAGGGCCAGUCCGCGGCUCCUCGAAUCUGCGCUACAGUCAGGAGAGUACUGAUAAACCUAUUUAUUUAGACCCAGAACUAGUGACCAUAUUUUGCGCUCGAUAAGUAAAGAAUUUAUGUAUAUUUAUGGAAGUUGUACAUAUAUAUUAUUGAAAGUAUAUAGACGUUAGACGUGCGUGCGCGCCGAGCGCGAGAUGUUUAUGUGACGUUGUGAACUUUACGAACGAAAUGUGUCCUGCCAAAUGUCCAUCUCGAGGCGAGAUGUUUGUAGUUACGUUAAAUAAUUGUCUAUUUGAUGUAUAAUUCAUAAUGAAUUAGCUAAGCUAUAGAUACGUGUGUAGGUGUUAAAAUUAAGACAAAUCUUAAUUUGAAAGCUUUAAAAUGUAGUAAAAUGAUAAUUUGUACAAAAAAUAUCAAUAUUUGGAAGAAAUGUUUUAUAUGAAUAAUCUACGAAGUAGGUAAUGUAAUUAUAUAGUAGGCGGCGUUUAGAGAAUUGCCUAAAUGAAUGUUAUAUAUUUUCCCUCGUGGGCGUGCUGAAAAAUUUAUAUAUUUAUAUGAAAAAGAUACUCAAGUUUCUUGUUGCGGAAAUGUAGAUUUCCUUUCAUUGUGCCCCUGGGGCUUGCCACUCUUCACUUGUCUACUAUACCAAAGAUAGUAAACUUUCCAUUUCUAAUAAAUUAUUCGUCUACCUACGGGUAGCCGGUUUUAUUCACGUUUACUGUGAAUUUCUGUCUCUGUGAUGAGUUGAAGUUGUACAAAUCGUUUGUUGUUUGUCAAAGUGUUUUAAAUUGUACGAUUUGUAUCAAAGUCUAUGAUUUGUAGAGUCCUGUUAUACCGAAUAGUAUCGACACUGACACUAGGCAUGAAUUUAAAUCAGGACUUACUAUACUAACUUGCACAAAAGGACGUUUUUUGGAGGAUCCUUUGUGCAGGAAGCUGUUCAAAGAUAAUGUGCAAUACCUAUUUGUAGUUUGGCGCUGAAUUUCAUAGUCAUAAUACAAUUGUCAAAUUUGAAACUACAGACGGGCAGAUAAUUUUCCAAUGGCGGUACAUAUUUUCUUGUACUAGUUUUCUAGAGGGUACGUCAUAUGUUCUAUAGAUCUUUUUUUUAAUGAGUUUACGUACGGACAAAACAUACCAGUUCUAUAGAACAAAUGAAACACCCAAGAAGUCUGCUGUUUGGCUCCAUCCACUUAGACCCAGAUAUUUAGGAACCAUAGAUUGUAUUUUCGUAAUGAGAGUUGUGGAAAUUUUGGACAGACUUGUGAGUAAAACGGACGUGUAUAUAUAUUUGUAUACAUGUGGAUCCGAUUUUGGAUCCAAGUGUAUGGAGCCACUGCCUUUUGGCGAGUGAAGUAGGCGCGCUGUGUUCGGCCGUCGCGUCGGCCGUAGGAUCCAAUCCUGUACGUUAAAUAAUACAAUGUUGUGUCUUUGAGAAUUUUAUUGUUAAAUUGGAAUACAGAUGAAAUAAUUAUUUAAUAAAUGUAUAUAUACAUAUAUAUAUUUGGAAAUAUAUG